GCACACUUCAAUAUGAACGGCACAUCGUCACUGUCAACCAAGUUGCAACCGGAAAAAGAAUACAGGACAAGCCGGAGUGGAAUGUGACAAUCGCCAACCCAGAGAUAUGUACUCUGUUGGCAGUGAAGUUAUCUUGUCCCGGAUUUCAAACUGUUGAAAAAGUUGAUCCUUUGAUCCUGUCGAAAUCCGGAGAU
Messenger RNA from Ilex paraguariensis (yerba mate), 194 nucleotides. The record is from the annotation of a GenBank genome assembly. Lineage: Eukaryota; Viridiplantae; Streptophyta; Magnoliopsida; Aquifoliales; Aquifoliaceae.